Messenger RNA from Emericellopsis atlantica, 1773 nucleotides. RefSeq names its product FAD binding domain-containing protein. The transcript has 7 exons. The record is from RefSeq and is a predicted model, not a curated record. Lineage: Eukaryota; Fungi; Ascomycota; Sordariomycetes; Hypocreales; Bionectriaceae. Gene Ontology annotation, molecular function: FAD binding; monooxygenase activity. The coding region runs from base 1 to 1389 and encodes 462 amino acids.
AUGAAAGUCAUCGUUGUGGGCGCUGGCAUAGCCGGCCUCACGGCUGCGCUGUCUCUGCGUCGUGCCGGUCACUCUGUCCACGUCUUUGAGCGCUCCCAGCUGCUCCACGAGAUUGGCGCCGCCAUCUACGUCCCUCCCAACGCGACGAGGUUCCUCACAGCCUUUGGACUCGAUCCCACGGCUUUGGGGUUCGUGCAGCAGAAGCGUGCGUCCCUGGUCAACCGCCACACGCUCGAGUCCGAGGUCGAGCUGGCCAACAGUGAGACGGCCAUGAAAGUGGGCGGCGCGAAGCUGUGGUAUGCGCAUCGCGUUGAUCUGCAUUCGGGCCUGAAGGACCUCGCAACGGGUCGGGGCGCUGGGACGAGAGUUGAGAUCCAUGCUGGGCAGCCUGUGGUGUCCUAUAACCCUGACACACCAUCGAUUACUCUGGAGAAUGGCACUGAAGUUACGGGCGAUCUUGUUGUGUGUGCCGAUGGCGUGCGCUCCGAGGCCACCCAGGUCGUCCACGGCCAGCCUGUUGCGCAAUGCGACCCCCGACCUAUGAACUGCGCCUAUCGCUUCCUUGUUCCCGCCGAUGUGCUGGAGAAGGACGACAAGACCAGCUGGUUCAAUGAGAGCUGUGACGGAUGGACGAGAAUUUUCGCUGAUGUGUCCGCUGACAAGCGACUGGUUUCCUAUCCGUGCCGGAACAACACUAUUCACAAUUUCGUUCUCUUGGUGUACGAGCCGAGAGGAGACGGUGCAGUAGAAGACUGGAAGGCUGGCGUGCCAGUGGAGGAGGUCCUGGACAAGAUUGCCAGCUUCUCGCCCCGAUUAAAAGAGGUCGUGAACAAGACGACAGAGGUCAAAAAGUGGCCACUGAUCUACCGCAAUCCCAUACCAAGAUGGUCAAAGGGGUGCAUGACGCUCGCAGGUGACGCAGCGCAUCCCAUGCUUCCACAUCAGGGGCAAGGCGGAGCGCAAGCCCUAGAGGACGGCGUGGCUCUGGGCAUAGUCAUGCAUGGCGCGACAGACGCAUCCGACAUUGAGGCGCGACUGGCGAUUUAUGAGAACGUCCGUCGUAAUCGCGCCUCGGCCAUCCAGACGCUCAGCAACGUCGGUCAGGACCAGGUCCGGAUGAUCAGCCAUCAACUGGCCGAGUACAUGGCGCCUGAACAGAUCCCAAAAACACCCAGCGACAUCUUCCAGUACACAUACGGCUUCGAUGUGGUGAGGGAGACACUGGACGCCAUGAGGAAUUACCAGCCUGGCUUCCAGCUGCCUCACGACUUUUUUGAGAGCGAGGUCCUUGGGGUUCCGGGUCGACACAUUGCGCAGUCGUGGUUGGGCUGGUGUCGCGGCGUGCUUAGGAAUUGGAUCGUGCCGGCAACUCGUACAGCCGUUGCAUGAUGGGUAAGGACCUAGGAGGAUGGGAUACGCGGAUCUUGGUUCGGUACUUUCGUUAUCCGUGUAGUAUUUCGCGCUUAUUGUUGAUCUGUCCCGGCCGGCCAUUGUCUUACCCGCGCCACUGCCAAGCCAAGCAACGCGCGCCUCCACACAGUUGAUAGUGCCGUCCUGCCAAAAAAGACAAACAAUUGAGAAUCAUGGCCAGAUAGGGUCAGUUUCGGCACUCAAAGGGGUUCGUUUGGUGUCGCCAUUUGCCGACCCCUGGCUGACGUGAAAUACCGCGUGUCGGUGUGGUGGACCGUCCAGCGACUCCAGACUGCGAGUGCGAAAACAAGCUUUCACUAAAAGGAUGUUCCUCGAACCCCUGCAGCCAGUAAAAUGAGGUCA